UGUCAAUCUCGUCAAUGGAAAUAUAACACAAGGCCCCAGUGAGGCCUUUAGCCUCAUCAGUGACGCAGAGGUCGAUCGAUUUCAUAAUGUGGCAGUGAGAGGAGCUCAUAACACAAGUGCUUAGCCCACAGGAGAGCGUACACACAAUCAACGUUCAACAAUGGUUCCAACAGUCACUUUGCUUGUGGUGACAUUGGUGGCCGCGACUUGGGGAGAAGCACAACAGAGGAACUGGACUCCGCACGCCAUCUUAUACCUAAAAGGAGCACGAGACCGCUCGGUGUUGCGGCGCACCAGCAGAGUGGAAGGGAACACGUUACACAUAGUGACUCGCGACCAGAGCAUUGAUGGACCCGGAGCGUCUUUGUCUUCGCUUCUUCUGGAGCUUCUGCAGCGAGUCGCUGAAAAAGGUGGAGGUAAUCCAGAUAAUUACCACGAUGAACAACAGCUGAAUUUGAAAUAUGUGUGAAGAUAUAUGUAUAUUUUUUUGUUAUCUUAUUAGUAUCCAUCACAUCUUCUUAUAUGUGUCACUUGUUGCUGUUCGAGUUUACAAACCUGCUGAGUAAAUAAAAUUCCUUUUUGCUG
Gasterosteus aculeatus aculeatus (three-spined stickleback) is the source of this 585-nucleotide messenger RNA. Its product is annotated as spexin prohormone 1-like. NCBI's taxonomy places the organism in Eukaryota, Metazoa, Chordata, Actinopteri, Perciformes, Gasterosteidae. The record is from RefSeq and is a predicted model, not a curated record. Gene Ontology annotation, molecular function: neuropeptide hormone activity.